UGAAUCAAAAGAACAAAGGUUCUGGAUGUAAGUCUGCUCUAGAGGCCCUUCAGAACUGAAAGAGUCCAGCAGUGUGCAAAAUUUUUUAAGUCUCUUUGUUUUGUUUUUUUAAUUCCAGAUUUUAUGAUGGUGGCCAACAACACAUCACACCUCUCCUCUGACUGCACCCCGCACCACCAAGUGAUUCUAAAUGAGGCUGUCUCGCUCCUCUUCUUCUUCUUGUUCCCCGCUGCAUUACUGCUCAAUGGUGUAGCGGCGUGGGUGUCUUUGCACCUCCACUCCAACUCCACCUUCAUUGUGUAUCUUAAAAAUCUGGUGGCCGCUGACCUGCUCAUGACUCUGACGCUCCCGACGAUGGCAGCUAGCAUGCUUCCUGGAGCAGCAGUUGAGUUAAAGGUCUUUGCCUGUCGUUUCUCUGAUGUCAUUUUCUACUGCUGUUUGUAUACAAGCAUUGCUUUUAUGGGUCUCAUCAGCCUGGACCGAUUCUUCAAAAUUGUUAGACCACGUGGAAAGAUGCUAGGACAAAAUGUGGUGUUCAGUCUUGCAUUGUCUGCCUUGGUUUGGGUGAUGAUAUUUGGUUGCACAGCGAUUCCAACCAUCAUUCUAACUAACCAGGAUCCUGUUAAUGUGACAGGAGAUUUCUGUAUGUCUCUGAAAGGUUCAGCUGGUUUGACACUUCACAAGUUUGUAGUUUUAUAUAUGGAGAUUCUUUUCUGGCUGGUCAGCAUGCUGAUUGUGUUCUGCUACAUCCGCAUCACCCUGAAAGUCCUGCAGUCCUUCAGGAACUCUGGGAGCAACAACAGCCAUGGGAAGAAGAAAACCAAACUACGAGUCUUCUCGAUCCUCCUGGUGUUUUUCGUGUGUUUUGUGCCUCUCCACAUAAUGCGCAUUCCUUUUACACUACACGAAAUCUUUAAUGUCGAUGUCUGUACACAGAAGUGGCUGCUGAUAGUUCAUUCAUUAGCCCUGUGGGUCUCUACCACGAAUGCCUGUCUGGACCCUCUUCUCUACAUCUAUCUGUGCAGGGAGUACAGAGACAAACUGGCUGACAUGAUGAAAGCUAGAGGGAUCUGUGUUGGGUUAUUUUCAGGUGCAAAUGAUGAUGUGUCACAGUAGAAAAAAGUACAUUGUUAAGCAUUAAAAUUAGUUCCUUUAAGAAGUUAGAGAUAAAUAAGAUGUUAAAAUUAGGCUGUUUUGUUUUAUGGAGAGAAAAGGAUGAAUAACUCAGGAAGCAAGAGAAGCUUGGAGUAGUAACUUUAUGUUGUACCAUUGCCCUAUGUUGCCCUCUAGUGAUCUAAUGCAUAGAUUAGCAUCUAUUGAGGCUAAAUAGCCACUAAGAGAAACAUGGUAGAGAUAAAUACACAACAUAUAAAUAUGAUGAAGAACAUGAGCUGUAUUCUUUCUUUCUUUCAUAAUCCAACACUAUGUUUUAAUCUCAUA
Molecule: messenger RNA, 1440 nt
Organism: Lates calcarifer (barramundi perch)
Lineage: Eukaryota; Metazoa; Chordata; Actinopteri; Centropomidae
Product: P2Y purinoceptor 14-like
Biological process (GO): G protein-coupled receptor signaling pathway
Cellular component (GO): membrane
Molecular function (GO): G protein-coupled purinergic nucleotide receptor activity
Source: RefSeq, a predicted model, not a curated record